Molecule: messenger RNA, 2679 nt
Organism: Linum trigynum
Lineage: Eukaryota; Viridiplantae; Streptophyta; Magnoliopsida; Malpighiales; Linaceae
Source: the annotation of a GenBank genome assembly
AUACAAAUAUCAUUCCUCUCUAUAUACAACCAACCCCGCCCUUUGAUUCUCAAUAUUUCAACAAAUGGCCACAAACAACAACAACAACAACAGUGAUAACUCUGUCGCUAAGAAAACAAAAGGAAAACAAAAGAUCGAGAUGAAAAAGAUCGAAAAAGAAGGAUGUUUGAUGCCCACCUUCUCAAAACGCAGGUGGGGUAUCUGCAUGAAAGCGAGCGAGCUCGUCACCUUGACGGGCAGUGAGGUAGGGUUCCUGAUUUUUUCUCCUGGAGGAAAACCUUUCACAUUCGGAAAUCCUUCGUUCGAAGACCUCGCAAAUCGGUACAUGGGCCACCAACCGGAGCCUCAGCUACCGUACGAUCCGGAAAUUUUCAGACGAGCCAGCAGGAUCGAGGAGCUCAACCAUACUCUGAGCGAGCUGCUCGAUUCGGUGGAGAAGAAGAAGAAGGAAGAGAUGGUGCUGCACCAAAAGCUGGAGGGCAAGCGGCUGAACAAUUGGUGGAACCGACGUGUGGAGGAAGUGCAGAUGAAUGAGAUUUCAGGUCUCAAAGGUUCCUACUUGGAAUUGUUGGAGAGGAUUGAUAAGAGGAGGACAGAAACAAGGAGCCAUGGAAAUAAUAGUGCAUGUAUUCCUUCUUCUUCUUCAUCUGGUGUUGCUGGACAAUCGCAAAAUAUGGCACCGAUGAAUUUGAUUCAGAAUUAUCCAAUAGGUGAUGGAAUAGAGGAUGCACUUGAUCAUCUAUUAUCCUCCCCUGAACCCCCUCCUGCCGAUGCUUUUGACUCCAAUCCCUAGUCAAUCUUGGAAGAUAUAAGUCUUUAAUAAUAUUGUUUAGUUUUCUUCUAUGUCGAGCAUAAAACAGAGUUAUGUGAUUUUAAUAAUGGUUUUUUUUUUUCAAAUGAAUGUUAUACAAGUGGAAUGAAAAUUUUAAUGCGUAUUUUUUAUUAUGAAUUUAGGAAUUGGUAAGUUUUUUCUUUUUUAUAUUCCGCGAUAUUCUAAAUUAUAGAUAAGAUGAGGAGGAAAAUAUGAAAUGAAGGGGGGAAAAACCAAACGUGGAAAUAUGUUUAAAGGAAAGAAAAAAGGAUAAGGAUGGAAAAUAAAAUCACAUCUUAUCGCCUUUUUCAUUUUUUAUUACUGAAAAUUACAUUUAUAGUAAAUCCAUAUUUUGGGGAUGUAUUAAUGGGUGAUGAAAAAUUCGUAUAUAAGAGCAAGAAAAAGAAUACAAUAAAGACAUUGCGCAUAUAAAAAUUGUGAAAACCUCGGUCAAUUAGGGCGAUCCGAUUAGACUGAAGUAAACUAUCGAUCAUUAGUAUAAGUAAGCAUUGAUUCAGUUCAUACAAAAUCAAAUCAAAUUGGGAGAAGUUAUCUCUCUCCAAUGGCCAGUUAGUGAGAUGGUUAUGCAACGUUUUGUUACUAAUUGGAUCUGCUCCGUAUGAAAUAUGCAAUUGCUUUGUUUAGCUUCCAUAUUUCAGGAAAGGAGUCUUCGUGUACGUAUGGAAGGAUUUUGAAAGAAGAAGAACGAGACUAUAAGAAGGAGAAGAAAAGUGUGGUUGAGAAAAUAAUCAGAGAAAGCUUCAUGUUGAGAGAACAAACGUCUCUAGGUUGUCAACCGCGAGAAAGUAGGUAGUGCUUUAUGAGAUUGAUUGAUAGUAUGAUUUAUUAAUCUUGAUCCAAGUGAGUUCGAGCUAGGGUAGUAGAGAGGUUAGAAGCUUUAUAUUCUUCGCAAUUGUUAAGAGUUUGACUCUCAGCCAAAGAGAAUCACAUUGUGGUCAGAGCAUAGGUCUCAAGGGAAAGCCUCCCUUGAACGGAAAAGUAACGCAUGCACAAAUCUCGGUAACAAAUAUCGCGUGUUCUUUUACAUUAUCGCACUUAUUUCGAUUGUUGAUUAUCCUCGAUUUUCUUAAUUUGUCCCAAAUCACAAUCGAAAAAAUCAUCCGCCUCAAGUACAAUUAUUUCAUUCCCCCAUUCCAAAUCCAACAUAGGAUUCCUAACUCACAUGUGAAUCAGUCGCCUUCACCGAUUUGAAAUACAUGACUUUGGUAGCCUUUCAAUAAGUCCCAACAUUGAUUACAUCAUAUCUGUCUUCCCCUGUUCGGAUAUAGGAGCAGAAGCCAGCAACAUAUACUGAUAUACAAGAAUCAUCCCCAGCCCCAAAUUAUUAACGAGUAAUUUGACGUCUCUGUCGCUUUGAAUCUGAUGCUCAUCUGCCUUUAUAACUUGUCGGCAGAAAACCGAACGACGGGACGUCGGAGCAAAGCGAAUUAAUCUGAUAGCCCCAAAUGAUUUGGUUUUGCUUCUGUAGCAAUAUUUGCUUUUUCCCCCCUCCGAAAUGAAUCCUCUUGGACCCCACGUACGAAAUUCGUGGCUUGAGCCUUCCUUUCCCAGUAUACAUAUUGUAACAGUUGGUCGUUAAAGUGGGGUUUCGUGAUAUAGCGACCAAGCAGAUUGUGGAGAGAGAGAGAGAGAGAGAGAGAGGACAAAGAAGGAAGCGGCGGAGCUUUUAGACUUUUCUGGCUCGCCAAAGCCAGCGGGCGCCGGUCCCCCGACAACGGGUCACGCUAUGUUCUUCCUUUUUGACUAUCUCGCUAAGCUGAUCUAUUAUCUCCAUUAAACAGCUAAACGCCCAAAACCAAUCCUUUCGUGACGGCCUAGCAGAAUUAUAAUAUAAGGAGCUUUCAUUU